UUGGACUUAUUCAUAGGCUCAACUAAUGGAUGUGAGAGAACGUCUUUUGCAUUUUUGCGACAAGAACUUCCCGUGAGGUUUGCAAACAUCCUGAGAGAAAUUGAACUUCUUCCUGAUAAACUACUAGGCACUCCAUCAGUACAAUUAGUAAAAAGCUGGUACAUCCAAAGCCUAAUGGAGCUGGUUGAGUUCCAUCAGAAAAGCCCAGAAGACCAAAAAGUCUUAUCUGACUUUAUAGAUACAUUAAUUAGAGUCCGAAACAGACAUCAUGAUGUGGUUCCUACAAUGGCACAAGGAGUAAUAGAAUACAAAGACACUUAUAAAGUAGAUCCUGUCACCAAUCAAAACAUUCAGUAUUUUUUGGAUCGUUUUUACAUGAGCCGUAUUUCUACACGGAUGCUAAUGAACCAACACACCCUUCUUUUUGAUGAUAAAUCUGGCUCAGGGCACCCAAGGCACAUUGGAAGUAUUGAUCCUUGUUGUGACGUUGUUGAAGUAGUGAAUGAUGCUUUUGAAAGUUCCAAGAUGUUGUGUGACCAGUAUUACUUAACAUCUCCAGAACUGAAACUUAACCAAGUGAAUGGAAAAUUUCCAGGAGAGCCAAUUAACAUUGUAUACGUUCCAUCUCAUCUUUUUCACAUGCUUUUUGAGCUCUUCAAGAAUUCAAUGAGGGCAACUGUUGAAUUCCAAGAAAACAGUCCUUCCCUUUCUCCAGUUGAAGUGACAGUUGUUCUAGGACAAGAAGACCUGGCAAUUAAGAUCUCAGACAGAGGAGGCGGUGUUCCAGUAAGGAAAAUUGAGCAGCUGUUUAGCUAUAUGUAUUCCACAGCACCAAGGCCAAGGAUGGAUGAUGGUCGAAAUACUCCUCUUGCUGGCUUUGGGUAUGGCUUGCCAAUUUCUCGUCUGUAUGCCAAAUACUUUCAAGGAGAUCUAAAUCUCUACUCCAUAUGUGGUUAUGGAACAGAUGCUAUUAUCUACUUGAAGGCCCUAUCAACAGAAUCAGUAGAAAAACUCCCAGUUUUUAACAAAUCAGCUUCCAAGCAUUACCAGGCUACCUCAGAGGCAGAUGACUGGUGUGUCCCAAGCAAAGACCCAAGGGAUGUAUCAAAGCAGAGUGCAGCUCUCUGAAGAGAAGUUGGGAUUGAGGCACCCAUGGGGAUCAAGCUGGCUUCUCAAAGACUAGUGUUUGGAAGUACUCGUCUACCUCCAAACAAAAUUCUUCAGUUUCAGGACUGGCAGAAGAGAAAGAAGGCAAGGCUGUUAUAGCCUAGGCUGUAUGCACUGAAUGUGAAAUCUUGCUGUGGACUUCAGAUGAGGAAAAUAGCGCGUAUGUCUUUAAAGAAGAGAUGUACAUAGAGGAAAAUCAGACUAUUUUUCAUACGAUCAAAGACUUGAAGUGGUAGAGGUGUGCAAUUUUUGAGUCCUGUUUAAUGCUUGAAUUCUGAAUACUGAUAAAUGUCAGUUAUGCUUGUGUAUAUUUUUCUUCUAGAAUAGUUAUCAGUGGUUCAUCUUAUUACAGAACUUCUCGGGUAAUAGAUAACACCUGUAAUUUAAAGCUGUAGUUGUAACAUUUGGAAAAGAUCCAUUUAACAUGGCAGUCUUGUAGCAAGGUACAAACAACAUUCACAUACAGCCUGACUGGAAGGGAGGGAGCCCUGGGAGGUAGGGAGAAAGUGUUUUCCAUAUAUAUAAGGAAGUCCUGUUUAAGAAAAAACUCUAUUCCAGUAAUAAUUCUUAUGUGAUGCCUUGCUCUGUGAGUUACAUUGCUAGAUUUUUUUUAAGUUAAGCUGUUCCUGGAAAAACUAGCCAAGUAAGGCUCCUGUGCAUAAGGUAACUAACAAAGAAAUCAGGAUAUUUUCAAAAGCUACUGGAAAGAAAUGGAAAGCUACUGGUUAUAGCAGCUAUAAGGUUAGGCUACAUCUAGCCUACAUCCCCACACUCCAGAAAGCAUGUGCCACGUAAGUCAGUUAGGAUUUUCCAAGAACUGAAGUCAGACAUGCAAGUUGAAUGGAAAGGUUUUGGUGAUCUGUAUUAUGUAAGCAUGAUGUGGGAAGCAGCAUGUGUAAAACAUGGUCUCGUGGUUCCUUUUUGUCAUGCUGUUAGAAGAUUAGUGGCUCAGUACACUAAACCAAAAUCUGCCUAUCGUCUUUGUCAAAUUUGUAUUGGACCACACCAGCUCAAAGAGGUAUAUGGGGGUUCUACACCCUGAAAGCUGUGAUGAGCACUGAAGGUCUGUUUGAAAGGUUUUCAGGAAGAAUGGUCUUGGAACAAGAAUUUCAUUCUAAGAACUGUUCAUUGCAAUGGAAAGGGCUUAGGAAAUGAGAAGUUUCGAAAUACAAACAGCACUGAAAAUGAUAGAGUAACUUCUAUGAACAGCAAAAUAAUGGGGAAUUGUCACAGGAACAGUGCCAGUGGGAGAGAGCUGUUGGGAAAAAUAGUCCAUUCCUAAUAAGCUUCUUCCUUCCCCAUCUUUCUGCAUUUUCCCCCUUACAAGCAAGGUAAACUUAAUGACAGAAUAGAAGUUAAACUAUUGGACAUUGCCAAACUGGCCUGUCAAAGUUCACCAGGGCUGUAUAAUAUUACUUGAUUUUUUUUUUUUAACUAAUUAGCAUAUUAGCUUAAGUGUCUAUGAUCCUUUGCAAGAAGUUGCAAGUACAGUAUUUAAAGCAUCCUGCUCAGCUGUAUGGCAGUUUUCUAAACCAGAUUUGUACUUGUUGGACAGAAAGCCACUCCAUACCCUACUGUGAAUAUCAAAUAUUUUUUAAUAGAAACAAGAGAAAGCUGGAACUACCUUUGUGUUCUAAAAGUCCUGUUGGGAUAGAUUCCUCCAUCAAAAAUAAAAAUGUAUUUCAUUUCUUAAAAAAUAAAUUUAGAAGUAUUGGUGAUAACUGCUGAGCACAGUGACUUCAGUACUGCAUCAAGGCUGUUUUUAUCCCAGUGAAUAAGCUGCAGUCACCAGAUCAUGUAUCUGAGAUAAGCUCAGUGAAUGAAAUGGAUAAUAAAAGUAAAAUAUAUUUGUCUAGAAUAUACAGGUGUGAAAAAGCUGCCUUCACUGCCAUAAUACACUUGAGUGUUGAAUACAAGGUUACAAAAACAUACCUAGGUAGUUGUUGUCAAGUAAGCACAAAUUAUACCUCUCUGUCUGCACCCGGUAAUGCUUGAACAUGAGUUGUGAUCUCAUGGUAUACUGUACAUCUGUAACAUAGCUGCAGCUCCUCCAGGUAGGAGCUGUAACUUCUCUCUCAAAGCAGCUGAAGCACACGGUUCCUGUAAACAUAUCUGUAAUGUUGCUUGCAGAGAGAAGCUGCAGAACACAUUUCAGGAUGCAGACAGAGGUAUGUAUAGCAGUUAAGGACCCCAUGUGGAAUCUCAAGUAUUAAAAAUUACUUAAGGGCUAUCUACCUAGAUAAUAGAGGACCUCUUUCAGCAUUUACUGAAUUUUUAUUCCUGAAAGUAAAGCUGUAGU
Molecule: messenger RNA, 3466 nt
Organism: Haliaeetus leucocephalus (bald eagle)
Lineage: Eukaryota; Metazoa; Chordata; Aves; Accipitriformes; Accipitridae
Gene: PDK4
Product: pyruvate dehydrogenase kinase, isozyme 4
Exons: 10
Biological process (GO): protein phosphorylation; regulation of glucose metabolic process
Cellular component (GO): mitochondrion
Molecular function (GO): pyruvate dehydrogenase (acetyl-transferring) kinase activity
Source: RefSeq, a predicted model, not a curated record